Molecule: messenger RNA, 1506 nt
Organism: Cavenderia fasciculata
Lineage: Eukaryota; Evosea; Eumycetozoa; Acytosteliales; Cavenderiaceae
Exons: 7
Coding region: 1-1506 (501 amino acids)
Biological process (GO): telomere capping; regulation of telomere maintenance via telomerase
Cellular component (GO): nuclear telomere cap complex
Molecular function (GO): telomerase inhibitor activity; G-rich strand telomeric DNA binding
Source: RefSeq, a predicted model, not a curated record
AUGGCAAAGAGGAAAAAGCAACCUUAUACAUACCAAAGAAUAUCAGAGCUUACUCAUCAAACUACUUCAAACUUUUAUGGAAUAGUAACAAAAUGUUCAGAUCCUAUAAUACCAUCAGCUCAGAAUUCAGAUCAAUCAAUGAGAAUGGAGGUAAUUGAUAGUCCUGAGAAUAAAAUCAAUGUAAAUAUAUUCUUUGAAUCACAUAUCGAUAAAUUACAACCUGGUACAAUCAUUAGAUUCCAUCGUGCAAAGAUAACAAAAACAUAUCAAUCAUUACUUGCAACAGGCAAUCUAGAUAAUGGUAUUGCUAGAUUUACAAUGAUUUGGGUCAAUGAUCAAAAUCAAAAUAAUCAAAAUAAUCAAAAUAAUAAUAAUAAUUAUCAAAAUAAUAAUCAAAAUAAUAAUUUUAUUAAUAAUUUAAAUAAUAGACAACAAAUUAAUAAUGCAAUACCACUUGGAGAUUUAGAAUCAUGUCAAGGUCAAUUUGUUGGUGUUCUGUGCAAGAUCAUUUCAAAGUCGAUAGUGAUUACUAGUAAUCAGAAAAAGGUUCAAUUUUGUGUUUGGGAUGGUACAGGAUUCGGUUAUGAAUUCUUUCACAAUCAAACAGAUGUUCAUUUGGCUCACCGACUCGGUGUACUGAUGAGUGUCGUUGCAUGGGAUCCUCAACUCAUUCCAUCGAUAGACAGUCUCACUGCCAACGGGCCAGAUCAAUGGGCACUGAUGAACAAUGUACUGAUUCAAAGAUACCAAGGUACUCUUGAAAUCAAAAUUACAAAGGUUAGUCGUGUCACUCUACUAGAUCAAAAUAAUGAUAAUGUUAAACGAAUCAUUCAAUUACAUCAUAAUCGUAUUGAUGAAUAUCUUAGAUUAACUCAAAAGACUGAUAAUAAUAAUAAUGACGAACAACAACAAAAUAAUAAUCAAGAUCAAAUGCAAGUAGACUCUACCAAUCCAAAUAGAAUUUUACCAAUCUUUACAAAUACUUCAACUCUUCAUCCAAGUGUUCCAAUUACUUUAAUAUCUGAUAUUUUAAAACAUGAUCAAAAGGUACCAAACAAAUUUAAAAUUAGUUGUAAAUUAAUUCAACAUAUACCAAUGAAUAUAAUGGAAUUUACAAGAUUUAUAUGUCGUGGAUGUGGACAAUGUCCAAAUGAUUUACCACAUUUUACAUUGGCAUCACCUAUUUGUCCUAAAUGUGAAAGUACUGAUAUUGGAUCAAUAUAUAUGUUUAAAUUAAUAGUCAAGGAUGAAUCUGGUGAAUUACCAAUUAUUGUUUAUGAUAAUCAUGCUAAACAAUUUUUUAAUGGAGUUGAAGCAUGUGAUCUUUAUCAACACGUAGAUAAAUUAGGAUUAAUAGAACACAAGAUGGUACAAUUAAAACAAAAAUGUUCACCAGAACUAGGUGAUACCUAUUUUGAUUGUUGUAUCAUGUCCUAUUAUAUGCAAGGUUAUGAAAGAACUCCUGAAAAUAUUAGCUAUCAACUUUUUGAUACAAAAUUAAAUUAA